AUGUUCACCCCCUCACCGCGUGGUGGCAGCGACGACCCGUCCGCACUUGCUUCUUCCGUGUCUACGCGGCGGGUCGCGGCGGAGCUGCUCGCCGCCCACGCUGGGGAGAGUAGCCCUCAUCCGCCCUCCGCUGGCGGUGCGCGCACACGGGGGGCGGUGGCGGAGGCGACCGAGGGCGCUUCACGCGGUGGCCCGCCGUCGUUCCAGCAGGAAACUCUCUUUGAGGUCGCGGAUGUCUGGCAUGAGGCGUCGCCCCCCAUGACUGCCCCGCGGCAGCCUCCGCACUCCUCGCCGCCGUCCUCCUCGGCGUGGCCGAUGGAGGCCCAAGCCGUACGUACGUGGCAGGCAGAGUUUCUGCAGCGAGAGGAGUCACUUGUGCGGCGCGAGAUGGAAGCCUUCGCGCGGGAGGAGAGGCUUGCGCAGCGGGUGGCGACCGACGCGUGCCGACAGCGGCUGCAUGAGGCGAAGAGCGCGUUGGAAAAGCGGGAGCGGGAGGUGGCCCAACAAGUCGCUGCGCAGCGGGAGGAGAAGGAACUGCUCGACGCACGUACUGCGGAACUCGACCGACGCGAGCGGGAACUAGAGGAGGAGCAAGAGCGUCUCUUGAACGACACCCGGGAGCAGGUGGAGCGCAUCCACAGCAGUGCAUGCGUGCUGCAGGAAAAAGAAUCCGCCGUUGCGCAGCGGGAGGAGAGCUGUUCUCACCGCGCGGCUGAGCUGAUGCUGCAGCGCGAGUGCCUGCUCAGUUGGGAGGCCUCGCUGCGGCGCCAGCAAUGCCAAUUGGACGCGCAGCAGGCGUCGGUGGCGGAGAAACUUGCUGCCGCUCAGGAACUCCUGUCGCGCGAGAGCAACCUGGAAGAACUAGAGCUUCGCCUUCGCGAGCGCGAAGCCUCACUGUGGGAGGCAGCAGCAGCGAAGGUGCCAGGCGACCGGGGGGAGCUGAAGCGUCUGCUGGAUACUCUUAGGAGACUCCAGGGUGAACUUCAUAGCUGCGAGCCCACCGGGAACACAAGCUCUGAAGUAUUGUAG
This is a messenger RNA of Trypanosoma conorhini, 1029 nucleotides long. RefSeq lists its product as uncharacterized. The record is from RefSeq and is a predicted model, not a curated record. Lineage: Eukaryota; Euglenozoa; Kinetoplastea; Trypanosomatida; Trypanosomatidae. The transcript has a single exon. Bases 1 to 1029 code for a protein of 342 amino acids.